UCAAGAAGAGGACAUCGAAGAAGCACGGGAGACGCAGACGGUGGUAGGCAGAGAGAGCGACGGCUCCGAGCCGGCACGAGCGAGGUGAGAUGCGCCCUUAUCGCUCUCAAUCGUCCGUACAAUUACCAUCGGGGUGCCCCAACACUCCUCGUCAGCCGGGCCGCGAUCUCGACGGCUAGCAACGAUAGCGGCGAUACAGGAUCGGAGAACGCUCGCUCCACGGCAGGACCGAUCGACGCCGAACAUCGACAGAAGGAUAAAAUUUGAGAAUGGGAGGUGGAGAAUGGAGCAGUUGGUUGCAACGAUGCCGACAAUCUCGGAAACUCGUUCUCGUCAUCGUUGCCAUCGCGUUGCUUUUGGAUAAUAUGUUGCUAACAACUGUAGUUCCAAUAAUACCGGAAUUUCUCUACGACAUUAAACACCCCAAUGCAACAUUAAGCGAACAUUUGGAAGGAAGCGCCUCUCAUCAAACUACGAUUCCUACCACCGUGUCACCAACAACAACGACAAAAACAACAACGCCAAAAUGCCCUUGUGCUCAAAACAUAUCGGUUCUUCCUCAAUUGGAAUUUCUACACGUUACCACUCCUUCUAUGGAUGUAUCGGAAGUUACUGUAGCCAAUUUUACAUCGGCGGAGACGAAGGAAAAGGAACAAAGACAUCGGGAAUUAUUAGAAGAGACAGUGGCAGUGGGAAUGAUGUUUGCUUCUAAAGCUUUUGUUCAAUUGUUAGCUAAUCCUAUAGUUGGACCAUUAACUCACAAAAUCGGAUAUAGCAUACCUAUGUUCACCGGAUUUAUUAUCAUGUUUCUAUCAACGUUAAUUUUUGCUUUCGGGCGAAGUUACGGCAUACUUUUUCUAGCGCGAGCUCUUCAGGGUAUCGGUUCGUCAUGUUCCAGCGUUUCUGGUAUGGGUAUGUUAGCGGAAAGGUAUCAAGACGAUAAAGAACGCGGUAACGCAAUGGGUAUCGCAUUAGGCGGAUUGGCUCUCGGUGUCCUUAUCGGCCCCCCCUUCGGUGGAGUAAUGUAUGAAUUUGUAGGAAAAUCUGCCCCAUUCUUAGUGCUUUCCGCAUUAGCUCUUGGUGACGGACUGUUGCAGCUUUUAAUGCUUCAACCCUCUGUCGUGUACACGGAAACGAAACCACCAUCGCUGAAGGCUCUUAUCACCGAUCCUUACAUCAUUUUAGCAGCUGGCGCAAUAACGUUCGCAAAUAUGGGCAUCGCUAUGUUAGAACCGAGUCUACCAAUUUGGAUGAUGGACACGAUGGGUGCAAGCCGCUGGAAACAGGGGGCCACAUUUUUACCAGCGAGCAUUAGUUACUUGAUCGGAACGAAUCUUUUCGGCCCGCUUGGACAUAAAAUGGGCAGAUGGUUAGCUUCUCUGAUAGGAUUAGUCGUUAUUGGUAUCUGCUUGAUGUGUAUUCCAUUGGCGAGGAGUAUCGAUCAUCUGAUCAUACCAAAUGCAGGUCUGGGAUUCGCAAUCGGCAUGGUGGACAGCUCGAUGAUGCCUCAGCUGGGGUACCUGGUGGACAUAAGGCACACCGCUGUUUAUGGAAGCGUUUACGCUAUUGGAGACGUGGCAUUCUGUCUAGGCUUUGCUAUAGGUCCCGCAUUGAGCGGAACUUUGGUUAACACUAUUGGUUUCGAAUGGAUGCUUUUUGGUAUAGCCAUGUUAAAUUUCAUUUAUGCACCUCUCAUGUAUUUCCUAAGGGCGCCUCCGAACAAAGAAGAAAAAGAGUCGUUAAUAAUUGGUGAAAAAUCGUCUGUGCGAUAUGUCACCUACCAGAACGAGGAAGAGGACCAAUAAAAUAGUGAUUCUAAACAUUUUCGACGAUCGGUUAUUUUGAUUUCUUAGCACAAAGAUCUCUUUUCUCUUCUUUUUUUUUUAAACAUACUCUGAAAAAGAAAAAUCUGUAUUAUCUUAUUAUCUGUGUUUGUAUAUAUUAUUAAUUUUUAUAUAUAUUUUAAAAAAUAUUUCCCCAAAAAUUAUUGAUGACUGAGAGAUAACAAUUUAUUUAUUAUCUUUUUUUUUUUUAUUAUCAUAUUUCUUAUUCAAUAUAUUUAAACUUGUUCCAAUAAAUGAUAAGAAGCUACAAACAUCGACAAUAAGCACAAUUGUUGACAUGCACUUGAUAAUAUUUGGCAAACGUACUGUACAAUUAUUUAUAAUCAAGUAAAGUUUUCCUAAUAGACAGACGACAUUUUUGGAGAAAAAGACAAAUGAUCUCUCUUAAAAAUAGAUUUGGAAAAGUCGCACAACACCACACUUGAUAUUUAUAAAAAUAAUAUAUACAAUCUAUAAACAGAUCGCGCUAUAAACGUCCGAGAACCCACGGGAGAUUUCGUGUUCUCGAAUAAUUCCGAGAUUAGCCGUAAUGAGGAUGGAUAUGUUGUGAAAUAUAUUUCUGUGUAUUCUGCAUCAUCGAUAUCUCGAUAUCUAAUCGAGUAUACAAAAGCGUAUUGUAUGAGUAUACAAAAGAGUAUAUAAAAGUGUAUAUCAUAUAUAACAGAUAAAUAAUAAUAGAGCUAAAGCCUAAAAUAAUACAAAAAUUGCGAAAAAGCAAAAAAGCUCCUUAUGCCGUAGUGUGCGAUAGCAAGAAAUAUGUUUGGUAAACAUGUGUUUCAAGAUGUGUGUGUAUAUAUAUAUAUAUAUAUGUAUAUACACAUAUGUACAUAUAUACAUAUAUAUAAAAUAAAAAAAGAACCGACACAUAAUGAAAAAGUUACUCUUAAAUGUAAAACCUUAGCUUCAGUAUGCAUACCACAUAAGGCUCGUCGUAAAAAUAAGUGCAUGAGAAAAUAUAUUGAAAGUAUGAUGUGCAAUGUUACAGGAUCAGAAGAUAUGUAAUAUAGUUAUACGAUUGAUCGAACUGUAUGUAAACGAGAAAAGAUAUGAUAAUAGGUAUCGCGUGAUCGGUAUAUCGUUUGUCCAGCACCUUCUUCGAUAGGUAACGAAUCAUUGCAAAAUUUAUUCUUAUCAGGAAGAACUGCCCGAUUUGGUUUCCCUGAAUGGCUGCAGGGAAACCAGCAAAAGGAACGGUCGGGUAUUUUAAAGUGUUCUUCGUACAAUGCGGUUAUGUUUUGAAAUCGAAUAUAUUCUUGUCGCAAAAAUAGAGAAUGUGACAAUUCGCGCGAAGCAUUCUGGUGCAUACGAUUUAUCGAAACUCGCUGAUCCUAUCGUCAUGAGCGAUAUAAAGGAGGAUAAACCGUGAGAGAGCUUGUCGCAAUUCCCGGCGCUUCUCGAUAAAUUCUUCGAGAUUAAUUUCUGUUUUCCCAAUUUCAAUGCAUACUGGAAAGAAUAUAUAGAGAAUACCGUGGGAUUUGCCGCGAUAGAAAUUAGUAUACCUAAACUUAUAUAAAAUAAAGAAUGCAGAGAGAAAAAAAAGAGAGAGAGAGAGAGAGAGAGAGAGCGAGAGAAAAAAAGAAUGGAGUAGAAUAAAAUAGAGUAGAAUAGAGACAGAGUAUGAAGCGUUGGCAGAAUUUGCGAAUUAUAUGAUAAACUCUAUGAGGAUUCGCCGCGGGAAACUCUAGUUGUGACGAUUUAUUUGUUUGACGAUUGGAAAGACGGUAAGAUCUGCCGACUGGACCCCGUAAGAAAAUAGAACGUUCGUAGAAGCAAUAUAGAGAAUAGCGUAGCAACGUAUUAUCCGUAUUAAGCCUAUUAUAUCUACUAUAUAUACGAAAUCUAUACGUGUCUAUAUCUAUGUAUCUUCACGUAAAUGUUAUUU
Formica exsecta is the source of this 3726-nucleotide messenger RNA. It is a transcript of the gene Vmat, whose product is annotated as synaptic vesicular amine transporter. Gene Ontology annotation, molecular function: serotonin:sodium:chloride symporter activity. Lineage: Eukaryota; Metazoa; Arthropoda; Insecta; Hymenoptera; Formicidae. The record is from RefSeq and is a predicted model, not a curated record. Gene Ontology annotation, cellular component: terminal bouton; synaptic vesicle membrane. The transcript has 12 exons. The coding region runs from base 270 to 1805 and encodes 511 amino acids. Gene Ontology annotation, biological process: aminergic neurotransmitter loading into synaptic vesicle; transmembrane transport.